CACUCUGGCAACAGGCAGUGUUGGGCCUUAGUGGGGUUUAUGCAGGAGGACCUGCAGGCCCUCCUCUGUGGGAGGAGGCCAUGGUUGUCCUUCGCACACAGCUGAUUGCCCACCACAGGGCAUGACUGGGCCUGUCAGGAGGCUCUGUGGUGCCUCUGUGAAAAUGGCUUUGAGAAAGGGGUGAAAUGAUAUGCAGGUCGAGAGGAGUGAGGAGAGCUGCGUGGAAAAUAGUACUGUGCACAGUGAGGUCCGAGUGGGAGGUGUUCUAGACCCUUUGUUUCCCUGCAGCCUGUGGGGAGACCAUGGUGGAGCAGGUGAAAUGUAUGGUGGAGAAGUACCUGUAAGAGCCUCCUCGUCUUUGUCCUGCCAUUCAGGGAAGGAAAUAGAGGAAUGAAGGGAGUGAAGUUGAGCCUGAAAAGAUUGAGGGAAGCUGGGAGCAGAGUGUGUGUGUGAAAGUACUUGCUGUUUGCUGUAAGACGGCAACUCCAAACUAACAUGGCAGUCAGACUGUGUGAUGUGGCUUCUCUGCUUAGAAGUGGUUCGUGGGCAGCAGAGCCUUGGACUGGGCAGGUAAUUGCUGCCAUGGAAACACAACUGUCUAAUGGACCAACUUGCAAUAACACAGCCCAUGGUUCAAACACUAUAAACAAUUGCUCUUCACCAAUUGAUUCUGGAAACACAGAAGACAGCAAGACUAAUUUAAUAGUCAACUACCUUCCACAGAGCAUGACACAAGAGGAGCUGAAGAGUCUGUUUGGCAGCAUUGGUGAGAUAGAGUCCUGCAAGCUUGUCAGGGACAAAAUAACAGGACAGAGCUUGGGUUACGGUUUCGUGAACUAUGUUGACCCCAAGGAUGCCGAAAAAGCUAUCAACACACUGAAUGGAUUGAGACUUCAAACUAAAACAAUAAAAGUUUCCUAUGCGCGACCAAGUUCCGCUUCUAUCAGAGAUGCAAACUUGUAUGUUAGUGGACUUCCCAAAACGAUGACUCAGAAAGAACUGGAACAACUCUUCUCCCAGUAUGGACGCAUUAUUACUUCUCGUAUUUUAGUUGACCAAGUCACUGGUAUGUCAAGAGGUGUGGGGUUUAUCCGAUUUGACAAGCGUAUUGAGGCAGAAGAAGCUAUCAAAGGCUUGAACGGCCAGAAGCCUCCAGCUGCUACAGAGCCCAUUACUGUGAAGUUUGCUAACAAUCCAAGCCAAAAAACCAAUCAGGCCAUCCUUUCCCAGCUGUACCAUUCUCCAAACAGAAGGUAUCCAGCACCUCUAGCUCAGCAGGCUCAACGUUUUAGGUUGGACAAUCUGCUCAACAUGGCUUAUGGAGUAAAGAGUAGGUUUCCCCCCAUGACCAUCGAUGGAAUGACCAGUUUGGCUGGAAUUAACAUACCUGGACAUGCAGGAACCGGAUGGUGCAUUUUUGUGUACAAUUUGGCCCCUGAUGCUGAUGAGAGUAUCCUCUGGCAAAUGUUUGGACCCUUCGGAGCAGUAACUAACGUGAAGGUCAUCCGUGACUUUAACACCAAUAAGUGCAAAGGCUUUGGGUUUGUGACUAUGACAAACUACGACGAGGCAGCUAUGGCCAUAGCUAGCCUGAAUGGAUACCGCCUUGGGGACAGAGUUCUGCAGGUCUCCUUUAAAACAAACAAAACGCACAAAGCCUAACAAAGUUAUUCUCAGUGCAUUAAUAUUUGAAAUCUAUACAACAAAGGCAAUUUACGAGAAGCUUUCUGGUAGUAAGUGCCUCUGUUGUAUACGAGUGUGGAUAUGGGGAUAAAAUGACUACUUAGCAUCCUAAGAAUAUGUGAGAUUUUUUUAUUGCUAAUAUUUGAAUUAGAACUUCUUAAAUACCUUUUGUGUUUGAAUAUUGAAAAGAGGUACAGGGUUUUUACCUGUCACAGUGCAUUCUAUUGCCUUCUUUGAAGAAGGUGGACCUUUUAAAAUGUUUCAGCUAAGGGAAGAAGUUUUUGUUUUGGUUUAUUUUUUAUUACAUGAUUGCCAUUAACCUAUGAGUAAAUGUUGAGGCUUUGUGUUGCUUAAGUUACUUAACUUGACUACUUAAGUUUGUUUUGUAAUAUCUUGAUCUGCCUUGUGUUUAAUUUACAACUUGAUGAGUUGCUGUUGUCAUUGUUGUUGGAAAGUAUUUGAAGUUUACAUCUUAUUUAUAAAGUUAUACACAGUAUUUAUUUUCUAGUUAGUGUUUGGGUUGGGAAAGGGGAACACAUUAUAAAAGCUUAUUGUAAGAAUACUGGAGAACUUUUCGUAAAGCAGUACCUUGCCAAAGAGAUAAGAGCCUCUUUGAUGUGGGUUUAAAAAAAAAAAAGCAUCUAUUUUUAUAUUUAAAAAAAAAAGAUUAAAAAAAAUUUGGAGAAACUUUUUACUGGUCCUGGAACAAAUAUUUUGACUUGAAUACUUUGAGAAGUCUCUUCAUAUGACACCUUGUGAGCUUUUAAACCUUACCAGGAAAUUUGCAGUUGUUGGGGGAAAAUUUAGAAAGAUUUAUGAUAUAGAAAUACAUUUGAGACAUUUCUAUUAAUAAGUAGAGUUGAUGGGAUGCACUGUUGGUUUCAUUUUUGUAAUCAUCAGUGGAGUUUUUGAUCAUCCUGGUUAUUAAGUGAUAGGUGGCUCACAUUAACUUGUGAUUUUGAAACAAGAAAACUAAAAAAAAAAAACUAUAUAAGAGCAAGCAGGAAGCUUAAAUACUAAGAGACGGGGGAAAAAAAAUCUGUUCUUCCUAAAGAAUUCCCUUCAGAUAGAGCUCAUGGUGUUUAGUGAUGUACUUGCUAUUGUUUGAAGAAUUGUUUUGUCUUAAGAAAAGACAUUGUGCAUGGUUUGCACAGCAGUUGGAUAUGUUUGGAGGUAUUUUGAAAGUUAUGUUCAAAGCUAACACCUGAGCUUUGUGUAAUGUAAAUAAGACCUUGAGUUAUGAACCUUUCAGCUAAUUUUGAUUUUUGUUUAUUUUUCAACUUACAUGCCAAGUGAUGGUCAGUUCUGAAUGUUUUUGUAUGAGUUUUUUCUUUGUAAAUGGCAUUAACAUUGUUACUUGAGGUCUGCUUAUUUUUGUUGUCCUGAGGACUUGAAUUUACAGUGCAUCGAAUCUGUUGCUAUUUUUGUCUGUAGAUAGUCUAGCUUCAGCUGUUUAUAGUGAUGCUACAUUUUGGGUUAUAAAUAUGUUUGUGGUUAAAAAUGAGUAUAAUCAUAAGUUUUGAACAAAUUUCCUUACAUUUUUCAUACAAAACCCAUAAAUACCUGUAUGCUACUGAAAUUUAACUUUGUAUAAUGCUUAAAUCACUAUUUGGGGACAUAGAAAGUUUACCAUGUAUUGAAGAAAUUAAAGAAUUACAGAAUAUUUUCUGAUUAGCAUCUAGCUUAUAUUAAAUUUUUGAGGAGAAAAAAAAGCUGAGGGUUUUGAUGCCUUCGCCAGGAUGCACUGACAACUAUGUAGUUACGUCCUGCUUUUUGUAUAAACUGAGAUGCUCAUAUGCUUCCCCUUAGAAAAAAGCAAUGUUCUAUGCAUAAACAUAGUUGUACACUAUCUUUGCAGUUGCGUUUGGUUCUUAUUCUUUUAAAUUGUAGUUAUAAAUUUUUCAGUAUAGUACAGUACAUAUACUGUGAAGCGCGUGCUAAAGUGAAUAAGCAAGUUUUCAUGCUGACCCACUCAAUGCUAUUCAAAAAUCAAUUGGCUUCCUGAGCACUUUCUCAUUCUUAGGUGCAUUUAGAUGGUUAAAGCUCUUCUGCGUUAAAUUGUAUAUACUAUAGGAAACACAAUCUUUCCAAUAUAGGGAAAACAGUAGCAACAUGCUUCUUUCCUUAUACUACUCUAGCAAACAACGGCAUUGAUGAGAAGGCAUGUAAAUUGGGCUUCACUUUACAGUGUUAUCAGAGCACUUAGUAAAAUGUAAGGUUGGUAUUUAUUUGAAGAUGUAUAGUUAAUUCACAUCUGUUGGAAUAGAAAAUAUAUUCUGUUGAGUAUUUAAGAGGUUGUACAUGUUUUCUUUUGUGUUUGGAUUCUUUGUACUUUUUCAUGUUCAGUACAUCAAUAAACAAAGUUGAA
This is a messenger RNA of Numida meleagris (helmeted guineafowl), 4051 nucleotides long. RefSeq names its product ELAV like RNA binding protein 2 (gene ELAVL2). Gene Ontology annotation, cellular component: ribonucleoprotein complex. The record is from RefSeq and is a predicted model, not a curated record. Lineage: Eukaryota; Metazoa; Chordata; Aves; Galliformes; Numididae. Gene Ontology annotation, molecular function: RNA binding. Bases 496 to 1662 code for a protein of 388 amino acids. The transcript is spliced from 9 exons.